Molecule: messenger RNA, 1081 nt
Organism: Thamnophis sirtalis
Lineage: Eukaryota; Metazoa; Chordata; Lepidosauria; Squamata; Natricidae
Source: RefSeq, a predicted model, not a curated record
GCGCGGCGGGUGCAACAGCAGCAUCUUCGAGAGGAGAUACCGCUGGCAGCCGCGGCGGCAGCAGCAGCAGCGAGCUGCCUUCUCGGUCGCUGGAGUCGGGCAUCGGCUGGCGGUGGAAUUUUCAGCAAGAUGUUCAAGGUAGCAGCCUUCGCCUGCGUGUGGGCAGCCGCUUGGUGCAAUCCAGCCGUGGCGGCGGCGGGGUCCAUAGCUGCAGCGGCGACGGGAGCCGGAGGCAGGUCAGACAGCGGGAAUUUCCUGGAUGAUAAGCAAUGGCUUACAACCAUCUCCCAGUACGACAAGGAGGUCGGACAGUGGAACAAAUUCCGAGACGAAGUUGAGGAUGAUUAUUUCCGUACAUGGAGUCCACUUACAUCCUUUGAUCAAGCUUUAGACCCAGCUAAAGAUCCAUGCUUAAAGAUGAAAUGCAUUCGUCAUAAGGUAUGCAUUGCACAAGAUCAACAAACAGCUGUUUGCAUUAGCCACCGGAGACUGACACACAGGAUGAAAGAAGCUGGUUUAAGUCAUAAACAAUGGAGAGUUGGUUCUCUUUCAUCAAAAUGCAAACAGUGUCCUGUAAUUUAUACCAAUCCGGUUUGUGGAUCCGAUGGUCACACAUAUUCUUCUCAGUGCAAACUAGACUAUCAGGCAUGUGCCUCAGGAAAACAUAUCUCAGCUAAGUGUGAAGGACGUUGUCCUUGCCUUUCAGAAAAGGCCACAAGUGCAGGCAGAGGUGAUAAGAGAGCGUGUGGCGACUUGGAGUUCAGAGAAGUUGCAAGUAGAUUGCGAGACUGGUUCAAGGCACUUCACGAAAGUGGAAUUCAGAAGAGAGCUAGACCUUUGCAAAGGCCCGAAAGAAGCAGAUUUGAUACCAGCAUUUUACCAAUUUGCAAGGACUCUCUUGGCUGGAUGUUUAACCGACUUGAUACAAACUAUGACCUACUUUUGGACCAAUCAGAACUUGGAAGUAUAUAUCUUGACAAGAAUGAGCAGUGCACCAAGGCAUUCUUCAAUUCUUGUGACACUUACAAGGACAGUUUAAUAUCAAACAAUGAAUGGUGUUACUGUUUCCAAAGGCAGCAAG